AUGCAGCGACAACCACAUCUAUUCGAAAGUAUGACGCAUGAAGAAGAAGAAGAAGAAGUGAAGAAGACGAUUACAAGAAUUCAUCGGGUACACCCUAAAGUGGGUGGUCACACGACCGUAACUUUUAGUACAGAAAAAGGAAGCGCUUGUUGCCGCGAGGGAGCGCGAGCACUUACGUACACAAUAAUGAAGAGGAACGCGAAACAAGUAUGUAAAAGAGGCCGCUCGGCGUUCGCGAUUCAUCACGUCAGAGUAAUGAUCACAACCGACGGUCCGCCAUCCACCUGGGUUAGGCAUUUAUUGAUACUGACAUUUAUCAGUCUGAUCUCACGCUUAACACGUUAUUGACACUGACACUGACAACGGGCGGCUUACUCCAACAAUGUUUGUUCUUUAGUAAACGUGCUAAUGUGAGAGCCAGUAAUAUGACAUGAUCUCGAUUAGCAUGCGGAUAGUGCUUGUAAUUCAAUUUGAACAGAGAGAAGAACCAUUCAUAAAUCCGCUAUCAUCUUCCAUCUAAAAUUUAAAUACUUAUUAAAGUUUAACAUCACGAUCGCAGUGUGUAGCCAAAGUUAUUCUCAUUGUGCUCAUGUUUGUCUGCGUGGUCAAUAUUCCACUUAACAUUACAUUCAGUAUUAUAGAACAUCGAUAAAACAUGGUUUACGAGUGGCAAAAUUGGACUUGCGACAUUUAAGAUUUGUACACAUUUGACUUCCCACGCCCACCUUUUGAUGACGUUGUACUAACGGGACCGACGCAUUUUCAGCGGAUUUUAACUGUGCGUUGUGCUUGAUUGCUGUGGAAGUCUGAACAGAG
Messenger RNA from Amoebophrya sp. A25, 816 nucleotides. The record is from the annotation of a GenBank genome assembly. Lineage: Eukaryota; Dinophyceae; Syndiniales; Amoebophryaceae.